Rhodamnia argentea is the source of this 1862-nucleotide messenger RNA. Its product is annotated as probable arabinosyltransferase ARAD1. Gene Ontology annotation, molecular function: glycosyltransferase activity. The record is from RefSeq and is a predicted model, not a curated record. The transcript has 2 exons. Bases 43 to 1551 code for a protein of 502 amino acids. NCBI's taxonomy places the organism in Eukaryota, Viridiplantae, Streptophyta, Magnoliopsida, Myrtales, Myrtaceae.
CCCGGAAUCGCUGAUUUUGCCCGGCGUGGAGGAGGAGUCGUAAUGGCCGAAAGGAAUAAUCCGGCCCUCGGGAUUCUCUCGCGCAAAUCGCUCUUCUCUCUGUUCACGGUGACGUCGAUCGUGUUCCUACUGUCUUGGUUCUUCGUGCUGCAAUCUGCCGGCGGUCGGCCUCGCUUCAUCGACCACAGCUUGUUGCCCACUUCCAAACUUCUUGCCACAUUGGACGCCAGCAACCGUGAUAGCCGGAACGAGGAUGACGUCAAUGCCUCGGUCGGGAACCGCUCGAUUCUCAUGGACGGUGAAGAAGAACCUGGCGAAGCACCGAGAGCAAAGACGGAUGUGAAAUGCAGUUUGCCCGAUAAUAAUAAAGUAGCUCUCAAGGUGUACAUGUAUGAUCUGCCCCCAGAAUUUCAUUUUGGACUAUUGGAUUGGAAAGCCAAAGGAAACGGCGUUUGGCCUGACAUUCGGACUAAAAUUCCGGAUUACCCUGGUGGAUUGAACUUGCAGCACAGCAUAGAGUAUUGGCUGACUUUGGAUCUCCUGUCCUCGGAGUUUGCCGAUAUGUUAGGGGGUCGCGGUGCGGUCAGGGUCCGUAAUUCCAGCGAAGCUGAUGUGAUAUAUGUCCCGUUCUUCUCUUCCUUAAGUUACAACAGGUACUCAAAGGUGAACCCGCAUCAGAAGAAGAGCAAGAAUAAGUUGCUUCAGGAGAAGUUGGUCAGCUAUUUGACAGCUCAACCAGAAUGGAAGAGGUCUGGUGGGAGAGACCAUGUAAUAGUGGCUCACCAUCCAAAUAGCAUGUUGGAUGCAAGGAUGAUGCUGUGGCCAGCUAUGUUUAUAUUAGCAGACUUUGGGAGGUACCCUCCGAAUAUUGCCAAUGUCGACAAGGAUGUGAUUGCGCCAUACAAACAUGUGAUCAGGAACUAUGUUGAUGAUACCUCGGGUUUCGAUAGCCGUCCAACUUUGCUGUACUUCCAAGGUGCCAUAUACAGAAAAGAUGGUGGAUAUGUGCGGCAAGAGUUGUUCUAUCUCCUAAAGAAUGAGAAAGAUGUACAUUUCUCAUUUGGAAGCGUUCGAAAGGAUGGUGUCAGAAAAGCUACACAGGGAAUGCGGUCGUCCAAGUUUUGCCUCAACAUAGCUGGUGAUACCCCAUCAUCCAAUCGCCUCUUUGAUGCCAUUGCCAGUCACUGUGUCCCGGUCAUCAUUAGUGAUGAAAUCGAGCUUCCGUAUGAGGAUGUCCUUGACUACUCCCAAUUCUGCAUCUUUGUUCGCACUUCCGAUGCUAUAAAAGAAAACUUCCUCAUGAAUUAUAUUAGGAGUAUUGGGAAGGAUGAGUGGACCCGAAUGUGGCGGAGAUUGAAAGAAGUCGAGGAUUUCUAUGAGUUUCGGUACCCAUCCAAAGAUGGAGAUGCUGUCCAAAUGAUAUGGCAAGCCGUAGCUCGUAAGGUUCCUUCCAUUAGAAUGAAGUUGCACAAGUCUAGGAGAUUUGCUCAUGCUCUAGGCCACGCAGACAGCAGAUCGAUAUCAUUCCAAUUGCCCCAUAAUUUUUGGUGAAAAGAUACACAUUUCAUUCUUUGUGGCUCCCUUUUUUUCAAGAGCCUUCAACGUUGUCCUGCCUGAGAAAGACAGAGAGGCCGCAUGCAUGUCUUCUCACUGCAGAUUUUGAGACUGAAGCUGUAAUUGUUGCAGAGGAAAAAUAGAAAGGAAUGAAGUAAUUGUCCGAGCAAUUCUUCCAGGAUCUAUAGCUUUCUUUCGAACUUUUCAGCGAUUUAUGGCCUCAUCCUAUAGAACUUACUGGGUGCGACCACAUUAAGCGGCGAAUCUCUUGGGUAGCCGAAUGAGUUCAUGAAUAUUCGAAUGGCAUU